GAUUAAAAAAAAAAAAGGAAAAACGAAAAAACCCGAGUUGGUUUUUUUUUCUCUCUCUAUACCUUCUUCCAGAUAUCUCUCUUCCCCCACACCAGAAUUUUGCUGUACUUACAGCGCAUGUUUGUUCAGUCUUCACUCUUCCCCAGUCCAUGGCUAAAGGCCGCCCCAACCGCCGUAUUCUGGACUCCUACACCGUCAAAUCCAUCAACAAAACCAUCCGAGCCGGAGAUUGCGUGUUGAUGAGGGCAUCGGACUCUUCGAAGCCUUCGUAUGUGGCGCGGGUGGAGAAGAUCGAGUCCGAUACCAGAGGCUCUAACGUGAAGGUCCACGUCCGGUGGUAUUACCGACCGGAGGAGUCGAUCGGAGGUCGGAGGCAGUUUCACGGCUCUAAAGAGGUGUUCCUUUCUGAUCACCACGAUAUUCAGAGCGCGGACACCAUCGAGGGCAAAUGUACUGUCCACAGCUUCAAGAACUAUACCAAGCUUGAUGCAGUUGGGAACGAUGACUUCUUUUGUCGUUUCGAGUAUAAUUCUUCUACUGGCGCUUUCAAUCCAGAUAGAGUUGCUGUGUACUGUAAAUGUGAGAUGCCCUACAAUCCUGAUGAUCUGAUGGUUCAAUGUGAGGAUUGUAAUGACUGGUUUCACCCAAAUUGUAUAGACAUGAGCAUAGAAGAAGCUAAAAGACUUGAGCACUUCUUCUGCGCAAAUUGCUCCUCUGGAGAUCAAAAGAAGCUGAACAGUUCGCAUGCUCUUACGAGACAUUCAGAUGUGAAGGUACUGAAUGAUGACUUGCAGAACCCUAGCAUGUUGCAAUUUUUCCUGAAUUUUGUUUUUGCAUGGUUUUCUCUCCAUUUAGUCAAACAUGUUUAGUUUUGAUCUGACUAUCACGACUUCUUUAUGCCUUGACUUAAACUUGAUAUAGGUUUUAUGCACUAGGUUUUUAGGAGUUUGUUUAUAUCAUGUUUUUGUCCAGUGAGUCAAGUUACAGAAGAAUCGUGAAGUUUGGGCAUGAUCCUUUCAUCACUUUCCCAGGAAAAGUUCACCUUUUGUUCUAACAAAACCCCAAACAUCGGAACAAUUUUGAAUAUCAAAGUUUAAAGUUUACACCUAAUCCAAAUUUUGUCUCAUAUAAUUAUUUAAAAGAUGUUUUCCACAACAUACAUUUUCAUUCUCCUCCCAUAAAAAGGAACUCCUCCAAAAGCAUUUCGUCCCAAUCCAAAAAAGGAAAACAUAGCCUUUGUUUUGUGUAUUUGUGUGUGAUAUAAUGUAUAUCUAGACUCGACCAAGGAAAUAACUGAGGAACUCUUCCAAGUUCUUAUUAGAGAAGCUGAAUACAGUUCUGGAAUCUGAAGUGGAACAUCUGUGUUAUAACUAUGGAUCCUAUAUUGGUAAAAUUUUGCUUUUGGGGAUUCAGGUGGAUACAAAACGACGACGGAGGUGAUAGGGAGUGUUUAUUUAUAUCAACCUCUAGGACAGGAUGCAACAGACAGCUCGGUGACUGUAUCAGAAGGUAGUCGGAAGCUUGUGAACUGAUUUAUGUAAGUGGCUUGAAAACAUGCGUUUGGUUGAAGAGGAAUGUGGCUGUUUGUAACUGUGUAAAUUGUAUAAUCCCCUUUUCUUUUCUUUCCCUGUUUGACGGGCUUUCUUUGUAUGACGAUAGUUAUUUAUCAAACUUAACAACAGAGUAAAUAGGUGAUCAACUGAUCUUCUUCCUGUUAUUAGUGAAUAGGUAGGUACUUUUUGGGUGAUUGUUAGACCUGCAUACUGUUGGGGACUACGUUUCCAAGUUGUAGAAGUGUGGUUUCUCUUGGGGCUGAUAAUCCCCAUGAUAUCAGAAUCUAGUUUUAGCAAAGGGGCCGUGGGCACUGCGUGGCCGCAUUUAGGUCCACGAAUGUUGAUCGAUGCCUGACACUUUCUCUUAACCCAUACAUGCACCGACUUGCCAGUAGAUCUAAAGUUUAAUUUGUUUAAGUGAUGAUUAUAAAAAAUAUAAAUUCA
Molecule: messenger RNA, 1997 nt
Organism: Oldenlandia corymbosa var. corymbosa
Lineage: Eukaryota; Viridiplantae; Streptophyta; Magnoliopsida; Gentianales; Rubiaceae
Source: the annotation of a GenBank genome assembly